CAGCGCCCGGCUCUGGCCUCGCCUCCUCAGCCUCCUCCCGCCGCGCACGGCCGCGCCCCGCCCAGGAAUUCACUCCUGGGUCCUCAGCUGCUUGGCCAGUGUCAGGAGCACAUCCCGGCCCUCGGACUCUCUGGCCGAGCUGCCGGGACAGAGCCCCCGGGCCCCUGGACCACCCGACCCACCUGGACCGGCCGGGCCCACCCACAUGGACGCGCGGGGACACGAAGCCCCCAGUGGGCGCGCGCUGCGCGACGCGGCAGAAAAUCUAUUUCAGGAACUUCAAGAACAUUUUCAAGCUCUGACUGCAACAUUAAACCUCAGAAUGGAGGAAAUGGGAGGUCGUAUAGAGGAUUUGCAGAAGAAUGUCAAUGACUUAAUGGUGCAAGCUGGGAUUGAAGGUUCUGUUAAAGAACAAAUGACUUAAAGACAGACCAGUUACUUGAAAGUGUGAAAAAAUGAAAACUGUAUUUUUUGGGAAAUAAUCUACAUGUGUUCUGAUUUUUAGUCUUUAAUUUAAAAAUUCAUUUUAGUAAAAUAAAUGUUUUUUAGAAAACAAAGGCAAUGCAAUAAGAAUGUAAUUCAGAGGGUGGUUAGCCACUUAACAAAGAAAGUUGUAAAAUGGCAAAACAUUUUUCAGUGCAUA
Sus scrofa (pig) is the source of this 643-nucleotide messenger RNA. It is a transcript of the gene HSBP1L1, whose product is annotated as heat shock factor binding protein 1 like 1. The record is from RefSeq and is marked provisional. Gene Ontology annotation, molecular function: transcription corepressor activity. Gene Ontology annotation, cellular component: nucleus; cytosol. Lineage: Eukaryota; Metazoa; Chordata; Mammalia; Artiodactyla; Suidae. Gene Ontology annotation, biological process: cellular heat acclimation.